Messenger RNA from Aspergillus mulundensis, 1026 nucleotides. Its product is annotated as alpha/beta fold hydrolase. The record is from RefSeq and is a predicted model, not a curated record. Lineage: Eukaryota; Fungi; Ascomycota; Eurotiomycetes; Eurotiales; Aspergillaceae. The coding region runs from base 1 to 1026 and encodes 341 amino acids. The transcript has a single exon.
AUGCCUGAAGGAUCCCUACCUCUAAGAGCUACAAUGGACUCCGAGUUAACAACCGCCCUACCACAAGGUCCAACUCCAACCUCAGCUACCGUGGUCUCAAUCGGCACACACAGCCUCUCCUACACGGUCACCGGUCCCUCCCUUGACCCGUUCGACCCCCUCGUCAUGAUAUUCCCCGGCGCCGGCGACGUCGCAUCGUCCUACAUCGCCGUCGAGCGUCUCCUGCGCCCCUUCACACGGACCCUCCUCUACAACCGCUCCGGCCUCGGACGCAGCACGACCUCCCCGGUAAAAGCGGACUCAACUGCACAGUAUCAGGGCCAGGCAGUUACCGCCGCAAGGGAUCUCAGUACACUCCUAGAACACGCCCGAAUCAAUACACCCCUGAUCCUACUCGCGCACUCCUACGGCGCGAUCGUAGCGCGGGAAUUCCUGCAUCUUCACCCCGAGCGCGUGGUCGGCAUGGUGCUCGUCGACGCGUCGACCGAGCGCGCGAGCGAGUUCUUCAAGGUCCCGGAUGAGAACAUCGGCGCUGUGAUGGGCACUCUGAGUUACGCGCGUGCUACCGGGUUACGAAGCCAGACGGUACUGAGUGCUGACGAAUGGAGGGUUCGCGCGAAGGAGAUCAUCGCGAGCUUGGACGGUGCAGCCGUUGAAGCGGGCAGUUUCCACGAGGUGUGCGAGACGCUGAAGUGCAAACAGCAAUUUGAGAAGCAGGCGUUGGGGAAUCGGCCGUUGAGUGUUAUCCGGGCGAACACGGCCAGCGACUACGAGGCUAUCUAUGAGAAGGGUGUUGCUGCGGGGAAUGGCACGGAGGGGCAGAGGAGGGCGUUUAGGGAGCUGUUGGAUCGGUGGGAUGGGAUUGAUGGGAUGUUACAGGGGGAGCAGCUGUGGCUGUCGGCGAAUACGCGUUUCGUUAGACUGGAAGACUGCGGGCAUAAUGUGCAUCUUGUACGUCCGGAUGUUAUUGCGGAGGAGGUGAGGUGGGUGAGGGAUAGGGUUAACGCGGCCAGCCCUAACAUCUGA